AUGGCUAAUCCUAUUGUAACUGCUAUUACUGGUUAUGUUGAUGAAACCAGAGAGCAACUUAUUGCAAAAACUGUACUUGGUGCUAAAACUGCAUCUAUGUUGACUCUUCAGAGUGGUGUAAAGGGUCCAGUUGAUUUACAUAUCUUAAACACUGAUGUUGUAUUUGGUGAUGGCUCAACUUGCUCAUUUGACCCAGAGGGAAGUAAUGAGAUUUCAAAGAGAACCCUUACUCCUAAAUAUUUGAAAGUAAAUAUGGAGUUCUGUGAUAAGAAUUUCUUAGAUACUUAUGCUAAUCAUAUGGUUAAGAUUGCUGCUGGUCAGAAAACCCUUCCAUAUGAGCAAGAGUUUACUUCAGAGAUUGUAAAGAAUGUAAACUACAAAUUAGAGAAAAUGAUUUGGCAAGGUGAUUCUACUAAUGGCAAUGAAUUUGAUGGUUUAAUCAAGAUUCUUGGUGCAGAUGGUGCUAUUGCUGUAAACAAGGCUGCUGGUACUUCAGCAUAUGAAGCAAUCAAAGAAGUAUAUGCUAAUGUUCCAGAGAGUGAAAUGAAAGAAGACUUAGUAAUCUUUGUUGGUGCUGGUCUCUUCAGAGCAUAUGUACAAGAGAUUGUUGCUCUUAACCUUUAUCACUAUGAUGCAAAUGACAAACCAUUAGAGGCUGUUCUCCCUGGGACCAAUGUUAAGAUUGUUGCUGUAAAUGGUCUUAAUGAUACUGUUGGUGCUGACUACAUUGUAGCAGGUUCACUUAGCAAUAUGUUCUAUGGUUGUGACUUAAGUGAUGAUCAAGAGAAAUGGGAUAUGUGGUAUUCACAAGACAACAGAACCUUCAGACUUGCAAUUGAGUUUAUGGCUGGUGUUCAAGUUGCAUUCCCAGAUAUGAUUGUUCUUGACUGUCUUCCAUCAAUUGGUGGUAUUAAGAAAUUAUACAUUGCUAACUUUGUGGAUAAUGCUUACACUGUUUCAAAUGGUGAGGUAACUGCAAUUAGUGAAAGUGUUGAAUGGUAUGAGUAUUUCAUCAGAAAGAACACUGGUUCUUUCACUUCAACAUUAAAUGUUGAUGCUGCAAAUGGCACAAACUAUGUUUCAACUGAGAUUUCAGUUGUAUUCAACAAAAUGGAAACUGUUAAGAGAAUUGAAAUGGCUGCUUUUGCACUUGCAGAUAUGCUUGUAGUUGUAGAAGAUGAGAAUGGUAUAAAAUGGGCAUUUGGUGCUGACAGACCAGUAACCACAACUGCUGGUGGUGGUGAAACUGGUACUGCAAAAUCUGAUGCUAACCACUAUACUCUUACUUUAACUGAUGAAUCAAAUACAUAUCCAUAUGCUAUUGCAGAUUCAGUUGUUAUUACUCCAAAGAAUGAAUGUGCAUAA
Messenger RNA from Cylicocyclus nassatus, 1365 nucleotides. Lineage: Eukaryota; Metazoa; Nematoda; Chromadorea; Rhabditida; Strongylidae. The record is from the annotation of a GenBank genome assembly.